GUGUGGCCAGAGUAUACGAAAGUCGAAAGUGUAAAAAACAGCUGUUCCUUAAACAGCAAUUUAUUUAUUUACAAAGAGCAAAACCCGGGCUACGAAACAAAACAAAAAAUAAACCUAAAAUGGGUGCUCCUGAAUUACCUGGUGAUCCCGGAGAGGAUGAUGUACACGGGACCCAACUAAACGUACACCAUCCACCAGUGCCUAGCGAUGAUAGCGAUAAUGAAAUUAACUCCACAGACGCAUAUGAUGGUUACCAGCCAUUGGCCAUGGUCGAAGAUGUCAACGACACAGCGAUGGAUGAUAAUGAAUCAAUAGAGGACAACUCUGAAGAUACAAUACAAUAUGCUGACAGUGAUAGUGCUUGUGGAAAUGGUGAAGCUGGAAAUUUGCCGCCGGUGGAGAGUGCCGAUGCAGAAAUCGAAAGACAAGUGUGGAGUGAACCACGACCGAAGGAGUUGCAAUUGGAAUUAGACAACUCAAAAACGACACAGAUAUUGAAUGUCAUGGCGAAUAUUACUCUACCGAACGCGGUGGUGCCCGAUUGGGCUGCAGGAGUGCCGGAAGAACGUUGGAAAGCUGAACUGUUGGAACGCAUACGUCAACGUGAUGAAUCAUGUAAUGUAGUUAAUCAGCAAAAAAGUACUUAAAUACCAUAGCAUAGUGUUUUAGAAAUUCGUGGCGAUAACACUGGUUGAUAGAAGAAAUGUGCAAUGUAUGCUACUUUCAAAUUCCUAUAUAGAAUUGCUCGCUGAUUCCAAAAAUCUAGUUAGUUUUUUAUUCUAUGGAUAAGUUCUGGAGAUAUUUUCAAUUUACCGUUAUUCAACUUAAAACAAAAAGUGGUUCCAUUUUGGGCCAGUUUUUCAAUGCACGGCCAUGGUUUAAACUCAGUUUAAACUCCCGAUCUGGCUGGUUGAAACUAAGAUCGGCCAAUCAAGUGCCAGCCAGCUAUUCAAUUUAAACUCAGUUUACUUAAUCUAAGUUUAACCUAACACUGAAAAACUGGUCCUUAAAUACCUUUAUCUUUCGAACGAGUUUAACAUUUUAUUAUGAAAUACGGCAAAUGAAAGCUAAGAAAAUUCUUCAUACACCGUAUGUCGCCUGGGUAAAAGAUUUUCGUAAGCGCAAUUUUGACGAUUUUUAGUUCUAAAUGCAGUUAUAUAUUUUGAAAUAAGGUCUUUCGAUUGGUGUU
Rhagoletis zephyria (snowberry fruit fly) is the source of this 1189-nucleotide messenger RNA. RefSeq lists its product as uncharacterized. NCBI's taxonomy places the organism in Eukaryota, Metazoa, Arthropoda, Insecta, Diptera, Tephritidae. Gene Ontology annotation, biological process: spermatogenesis. The record is from RefSeq and is a predicted model, not a curated record.